AUGACUUGUUUACUAUCCCUGCAAUCAACACCCGACCUUUCCCCGUGUUUUGGCCUCACUCACACGGUUUCGGAAACCACUUCCCGAAAGGUAGCCAAAUCAAUUCUCUUAAGCCUCUCCUCAUUUAUCACAAACCGGGAUGUUACAACUCACCCCACUCACUAUGCGCAACGUCCUCGUUGCGCACCUGGAUCGUCACCCCCUGACGGUGUGAGUCAAGGCCACUUCAACUUGACUCCACACUCUCGUCUGGGUUUGGCUCUGAUACCAAAUUAUAACGCCCCGACCGCCCCUCCCGGUGAGUCACCCACGCCCUCUCUCUGGGCCCGCAUGCCCAUCUUGGCCUGUGGGCCUCACCCCUGUCCGACGGCCGGUCCGUUAUUUUUGAGAGGCUCUAAUGACUUGUUUACUAUCCCUGCAAUCAACACCCGACCUUUCCCCGUGUUUUGGCCUCACUCACACGGUUUCGGAAACCACUUCCCGAAGGUCACCCAUCCUUCAACUACUCCAGCCCAAGCACGCUUAACUCUGGAGUUACUUAUAGACCUUUGA
Molecule: messenger RNA, 552 nt
Organism: Microthlaspi erraticum
Lineage: Eukaryota; Viridiplantae; Streptophyta; Magnoliopsida; Brassicales; Brassicaceae
Source: the annotation of a GenBank genome assembly